UUUCAGGGAGCCUAUUGGCUCCUACACAUGGGACGCAACACGCUUGCGCGCGGCAAGAAGCGACGCGGUAGCCAAUCAAAGUUCGCCAACUGUCGCCGCGCGGUAACCGUUACCGUGUUCAGUUGCGCAUUCCGUGUGCACGUGCAGCCCAUUUUACUUCGAAAGUUCUAAUUACGUCUUUAUAUUAAACAAUUUGGUGUGUAUCGCCGAUUGCGAGCGACUUGGAGCUCGAUUUGAAGCGAAUGCAGCGAAUAAUUCCGCCAUUACAAGAGUUCCCGGUCGUAUUGUUUUAUUAUUAAUAGAAACUCGGCGACGAUUCGCUCGUUUCAUUGUGUCGAUCACGGCGGUGAAACCAGAGGUCGACGAAGACGAACGACAACGACGAGGACAAUCCGUCCUAAAGCAUCAGUCGAAACAACGAGGUCUCGUAUGAGCACGUGAGGAACCGUUAACAACGGCUACGCUCUCCGGCGGAGAACCUCGAUCGAUUUAGCUUUGCACCAUAUGAUGGCCAAAUCUAGCGACUUGGAUUGGCAAAUCGAGCAGCUAAAGAAGUGUAAAAUUAUCAAGGAGGCUGAGGUUAAGGUACGAGGUGCGCAGGUCAACUUGUAUGCAAAAGCGAGUGAAAUCCUGAUCGAGGAAAGCAAGCCUAUAGGAUGUCCCAGAGAUGACAACACGCGCCGAGCUACAAAUUUUGAAAGAUGCCUGUGCCAUUUUGUGUCCAAUCGAAUGUGUUACCACGGAAAUGUCGGGCGAGUCGUAUGUCACGUGCAGCAAAAUCAUCCCCAUCGUUAAUUGCCUAGUGAAAACUUUGGAAAAACUGAACAUUGAGCACGAUAUUUCAGACUAUCUGCACAAAAAUAUUUUACGAGAACUUCGCAAAAGAUUUGUGAAUGAAGAUUCAAACGUUGAAAAAAACGUUAUGCUCGCUAUAUCCACUUUGCUGGACCCACGCUUCAAGAAACUGCACUUCCGCAGUCCAUUAGCUGUUUCUACAGCAAUGAGUAAGAUAUGUCAAUUGAUGAAAGAAAAUCAGAGAGAGAGUCAAUCUACUGCUGUCGUAGAUAAUAUAUCAAAUACUAUUGAGAAAACAAAAGAUUUGUGGAACGUUCACGAUGAAUUGAUAGCAUCUUCAUCAACAAACUGCGACGAGCCUGGUGGCGUACCAGUCGAACUUCGACAGUUCCUUAAUGCUAAUGUCGUCAACAGAAGCGAGGAUCCACUAAAAGUUUGGUAUAAACUGAAGGAUAUUUAUCCAAAGGUGUACGAAAUAGCCAUGAAAUAUUUCGUGAUUGUGGGAACGUCUGUCCCAUCUGAACGCUUAUUUAGUGCUGCUGGAGAUAUUAUUAGCGCAAAAAGAAGCAGAAUUACUGGAAAAAGGGCAUCGGAGAUUAUAUUUCUAGGAUCUCUACCUAAAAAAUACUGGACCUAAGUCACAGCGGUGCGACGUCUCACCCGUAUACCACAUUAUUAUUAUUCAAAGUUUCAUUUUGCCAUAACUAUUAUUCAUUUUACCAUAACUAUUAUUAUUCAAAGUUUCAUUUUGCUUCGUUUAUACUUGUACUUGAUAAGUCGAUUUUGGUAACGAGCGUAUUAAUGUAUUCACUGCAAAUUUGUGCAAGUGGGGUAUUCUGUUGUAAAAGAAUUUCGCGACUUUAUGAUGAACAUGUAAUAAUUCUUUUUCGUUAUUACUUUAGUAACCUUCCAUAAUUUUAACAAAGAGGCACUAAAUUAUAAUGUCAAUAUCUCAGAUUACGUUUGUAUGUUAUUUUUAUGCGAGGAGUGUGUCUGCGUGCAUUCGCCAAUUAAUGAGGUGACAUAAUAGUAUCGGUACAGUAGUGUCGAACAAAAUAUAUUUGCAAGUAAUGGAAAUAACGACUUUAAGUAUAUGUAUAUUUUCCUGUGAAAAUAUAUAUUUGAAAAUAAUUAUUUGCAAAUAUAUUUCAGCCAAUAUUGGGACGUACAUUGAGAUGCAAUUAUCCAGAUGCGAAUUAAGGCAAAUGCUCCGAAAAUAAUUUUGUAAUUGAAGACAGUAUAGAUAUUGAUACUGCAUCUACAGCAAUGAUUUAAGUUUAUUGAAUGUGCAAUUAAAUAAAAAUUUUAUAGCGUGUUGCAAUUA
Messenger RNA from Temnothorax curvispinosus, 2119 nucleotides. RefSeq names its product zinc finger BED domain-containing protein 4-like. The transcript is spliced from 3 exons. The record is from RefSeq and is a predicted model, not a curated record. NCBI's taxonomy places the organism in Eukaryota, Metazoa, Arthropoda, Insecta, Hymenoptera, Formicidae. The coding region runs from base 668 to 1432 and encodes 254 amino acids. Gene Ontology annotation, molecular function: protein dimerization activity.